CCGCCAUGUCGUUCCCAUUCUAUUCUUUCUUCUAUUCUUCUCAAUCCCAAACUCAUACCACACGCAGUAGACACAUUAAGACAGAGAUGAAACCUCACAGAUAGAUUUACAAAGAGAGAAGCUUUUAGAGAGAGAGAGAGAGAAGAACUGGGGUUUUCAAAAGACUUUUUUUUUUUCCUUCUUCUCUUCUUCUUCUUCUUCUGGGGUUGUGUGUUAAUGGCGAGUAGUUGGGUCAAGUCUUUGCAAUGCAAAUCGAAAGCUUUCGAAGACGUUUACCAACCCAAACCCAGAAACCACCUCAUGCCCAGUACGAGUUGCAGACAUAGUGUUCAAAACAUUAAAGAUGUGAUCGAUACCACCGCCAAGUACAAACCCAGAAAGUCCAAAACGAUGUCGCCGCCGCACAAAAAGCCCACUUCUAAUCCUUCGAGACCGGCCGGAACCGAACCGGGCGAUGCCCCCACAGUGAGAACAAGAAUGAGCUCUUCGACUUCGACCCGACAGAGUACUCGUACCCGCCACGACCAGUUCCUCCCGGCGUUGACUGAGCUUCCGGAGGGUCACCCGUCUCGCAACGUGGUGGAGAUCAUAUUCCACACCAGCUGGAGCCACAAGUCUUUCACGGGUCGGAUCGAGAUGAUUUUCAAGGUUCAAAACGGGUCCAAGGCCGUGGCGAGGUUCGAGGAGUAUCGAGAGCUCGUUAAGUGCCGGGCCGGGUCGGGUAGCCCGGCCGGCGAGACAUGCAAGGAGGAGAAUGCACGGUGCGUCGCGGACGGGAAUGAGGUCAUGGGGUUCCACUGUCUCGGACCCACGUCGGGUGGCGGGGCGUACGACGCGUGCAGCGGCGCGUGGGCUUUUCCGGGAGGUAAUAAGGGGUCGGUGAUAUGCACGUAUUCUGGCAGCGGUGGGGCCCAUGAGAGCGCCGGCGGAGGAAGAGGAAUGAGAGCCAUGUUGGUCUGCCGAGUCAUCGCGGGCCGAGUCUCAAAGUCACUCGGGAUCGAAUCGUUGUUGAAUGGCCGAGUUGGGUUGGACUCAGUGAGUGGGGAAAGUGGCGAGUUGCUCGUGUUUGACUCACGUGCCGUUUUGCCUUGUUUUCUUAUUAUCUACAAAUUGUAAAAACACAACAAGGUUGCUCUUUUUUUUCUUUUUCUUUUUUUACUGUCUUAUAUUUUUAUUUUAUUUUAUUUUUCCUUGCAAGGGUUGGUGAAUCUUUUUUCUACUUUCUCGCAUUUAUCAACAUUAUUUUUGGGGGGUCAUUAAUACUUUUCUUUUCUUUUUUGGGUGUGAUUAGGGGAAAAAAAAUCUUGUUGAUAAAUGUUGAUUAACUAA
Messenger RNA from Humulus lupulus (European hop), 1329 nucleotides. RefSeq lists its product as uncharacterized. The record is from RefSeq and is a predicted model, not a curated record. The transcript has a single exon. The coding region runs from base 217 to 1116 and encodes 299 amino acids. Lineage: Eukaryota; Viridiplantae; Streptophyta; Magnoliopsida; Rosales; Cannabaceae.